AUGGCCAGUCCGAUUCAGCAAGUGCCCUCAGAGGCUGGUGUUGGAGCCGAAGCGUUCGAGAAUUCCACAACGACUGCACCAGUGACACUACCGGACGAUAGCGACGCAGCAGCACAGCUCAUACCCGAACUAGAUGACUAUGGGAUGACGACUUCGUCCUCUGCAAGGCUCGAUAACAAUGGCAAUGACACCACUGAGGCUUGUGGCGACAAGAAAAUACCCGAGCUGGACGAUCGGUCGCGGGUGUUGAGCAAAAUCAAAAGCCUUCAAGACGAAUUGCUCAAGAUAGAGAAAGGAGCCCGCCAAGAGCACAGUCUCGAGGAUCUCGAAAGGCAAUGGGACAGCGAGCUUGAGCGAGUUGGAGGUGACACGGAGGAGCGAAAUUGGGCACGGAUUCAGGGAAUGAAAGCUCAAAGCUUCAUGAAGGACACCGCAGCUUUUGCUUUUGGCAGAGAAUGGAUGCAUGAGUCGGAGGAUAGCUUCAUUCGGUAUAUGAUGGAGCGGGAAGAGUUCGACAAACAGCUCACUCAACGCAGAGCGCAGUGGGAAGCAAAAAGGGGGGUCACUCGGCCAAAGAUCGACGAAUCGCUGCAAGAAGGUCCUCGCCGCCCACUCACUUUCCCGCAAAUCUUUGACCCAUUGAGUCCAGAGGCGAGGUUCAACGAGACAGAUAUGGCCCAAGGCUACGAUUUAAAAGAACGCCAUCUUAGAUUCCAAAUCCACGACGUUGUUCGCAAUCGACACACUGCAUUCAUGUCAUGGAAACAGGGCAUGCAAAAUUUGCCAGAGCCGCCGAAGGAGCGAGAUCCCAAACUGAAAGACUUGUGGCCCAGAGCUGUUGCCGACUACGUCCAAUGGGAAUCUUUCAGAUAUGGCUCUCCGCACACAGCCUUUAACAGCGAAGAGAAACAGCAUCUCUGUGCCCUGGUCGUGUUAGAUGGGGAACCCGAUCCGAAGUUCCUCCACCCGCGAUUAAUCUACGAUCUUGAAAAACGCGCAGUGCAGAAUAACAGCAAAGGUUUAUCUCGCUCUGUUCCCAGGCUUGCGCAAGGACUUGUACCAGAGCACGUACGACUCAACGGCCCACAGUUCACCGAAACCUUCAGGGUGUUGGAUUCGCCGGCGUUUGGCGUUCCUUUCUCGCGGCCGCAGAUGGCUCUGUUGCAGCCAUAUCGCUUGCUAAUAUACCACGAGCAAGACAUCAGAGAUCGGUAUGAGACCCUGAAAGAUAAAUUUGGGACGCCCAGAGAUCACACGGCGGUGCUCACUGGAAGUUCCACACAGUCACCAAAGCAGCAUGACACAGAGCAGGAUGGCAACGAGCAAGAAGUACCUUUAACUCCUGAUGCAGUCGUGAGAGCAUCUCAUAAGAGGGAUUUGGGUGCAGAGCCUGGCUAUAAGGACCGCGAUUCACCUCAGCAUGAAGGACAGCAUGAAGGAAAAGAAGGACUACAAGACGAACCGGAGAACAAUACCAGCGAAGAAAAGAACGAGUUCCCUUUCGCCAAUUCAAAGACCGCAUUAGACUACUUGGGCUGUCUGCUUGAAUUCAUGGACUCGACCAUUUCAAUCAGGAGGAAAUAUGUCCAAGGCUCACAAUGUCGAAAGGUGCAUUUCAGAGAUUUAUGGUAUCUGUUCAGCCCCGGGGAUGAGGUUAUUAGACGUGACGGUCUGCAGGUGUACAGAGUUAUCGGAGUUACCAACCCUACACACAGAGAAUCAUCGAGGAAUGUGUUCUUCGAUUACGAUGAGAAGGACACAUCUAGGUACUUCCAGUUGUCCUGCUCCUACGUGGACUUCGAUGGAAAGAGGAUCGGCCCCGUAUCCACGACUUUCGUGAUCAAAACAUUCGCAGGGGAGAGAACGGUGGAAUCUCUGGAAGUCUAUCCCCUUCGGCUUCAUCGUCAUACAUCUACAGUGGCAAGCCAGAGUAGACAUCACAGCUCUCCACCAUCUGGUUCGGAGACACUUCGAGAGAAGUUGAUCAAAAGAGGAAAGAAAUUCUUUCAGGCUGCGUGUAUGAGCUUGGAACAUACCUUCUACGAUGGGCCGACAGUGGAUGGUGAAGAAAUUGAAAGCCAGGUCGUGGUUGACUUUGAAACGGCAUUGUCAUCUGAUAAGAGAUUUGACAAGGAGGACUCAGUUCCUCAGAUCAAAUCAUUGCUCGGCGAUACAGACGACGGCGACUCCACAUCCGCCUCGAGUGAGAUUGUGAUUCCAGAUUGUCUAGGGCCUUGUUGUGCCGGACAACGCGUUUGCAAUGACAGCUUUGUGGAUGUAAGACGCAAAGAAGAGUACAUCAACAGCCUCAUACCAAAGACCUACGCCAAGUUACCCUCUGUCGUCAUAUAUCCACGGCCGUUGGACGACACGACCGGAGACAACGCUCUGACAGACGAUGAGUUUCUCGUCAUGAGUUACCGCGUCUUCGCAUUUGUGCUGAGGACUCGUAAAUGGGAGGGCAUUGCAGAAAUGUUCAAGAAACCUCUUUUCACAAUCACAUGUGGCGACCUUGGAUCAACGGCUAGGGAGGUAGAGCAAGCAUUGGACCUUAACUUCAACCUUGCUAACAGAUGGGGAUGUAUCCUGCUUCUUGAUGAGGCAGAUGUGUUCUUAGCUUCACGAAAUGAGACUGAUUUCGAACGCAAUGGGCUCGUUGCAGUCUUCCUCAGGGUUCUUGAGUAUUACGCUGGAAUUCUGUUCCUCACGACGAAUCGUGUUGGAGUCAUUGACGAAGCCUUCCGCAGCCGGAUUCACAUCAGUCUAUACUAUCCACCCCUGGGCUAUGAUGAAACAAGAGCAGUAUUCCAGUUGAACUUGAAACUCAUCGAACAUCGCUUCAAAAAUGAAAAGAGAAACAUCAAGAUUGAACGGAAUGAGAUCCUUGACUAUUCCCUGGAAUAUUUCAGAACCAACGACAAGGCCAGGUGGAACGGUCGACAAAUUCGAAACGCCUGCCAGACAGCACUUGCCUUGGCCGAGUUCAAGGCACAAGGGGGAAAUCAUGAAAGAGUCUUGGAUCCAAACGCUGACGUAUGCCUUGCGGUGGAUAAUUUCAAGACUGUAUCGAAGGCUUACCUCGAGUUUACCAAGUACCUUAAGCAACUGUAUGGUAUUCAUGACGACGUCAGGGCGAAAGAACUCGGUCUUCGAGCACGUGAGACCAUUCGGCAACCUCAGGCUCAGUCGACGCACUCGGCGGUAUUCGGCGGUAACAUCACUCAGCCCGGUUCUAGCUAUGGUCAUGCGCAACACUACAACAGUGCUCCUCUCAAUCCUAUGCAGACAGUCCACGGCCAGUCUUACCAACCAGCCUCGAUGAUGGGAACAGUUCACAUGAACCCGAGUAUUGUCACACAGCAACCAGGACACCAGGCUGCAUACUAUAGCAACCCUGCGCAGGUCGCUCCCGCUGGUAACUUCAAUACUUAUGGGCCUUCGAGCCAAGCCCUGUCAGGCCAAAUACCACAGCAAGGCCAAGAAUUCGGGGGGAUGCAAUUCCAACCAGCUCCUGGCAAUAUCAACCAGCAAGCACAGCCAUGGCUGGUACCAGCGAGCCCACCAAACUCCGCUACCAUGCCUCCGCCACCCUCAGUGCCGGCUCAACAACAGUUUCCGUCCCAUGCACAGCAGAGUCCAGGCACAACACACCUCGGAAGUCAAGCACCCACGAGCCAGCCCUUCCAGGCUCAGCAGUCGAUGCCGACUCAGCAAACCAUGCAGCAACAGCAGCAGCAGCAACAAGUUCCUCAAACAUGGUAUCCCGGUAUGAACCUGCAGGGGCAGAAUCCGCCCGGGCCUUCGCCUCAAGAGAGAGGUUGA
Molecule: messenger RNA, 3822 nt
Organism: Diaporthe citri
Lineage: Eukaryota; Fungi; Ascomycota; Sordariomycetes; Diaporthales; Diaporthaceae
Exons: 4
Coding region: 1-3822 (1273 amino acids)
Molecular function (GO): ATP binding; ATP hydrolysis activity
Source: RefSeq, a predicted model, not a curated record